AUGCGACCAUCAGCUGCGAACACUUUGGCUAGGGCACGAUGGAGCGCCCAACCCUCUCCCGCAAGCAUCACCGGACGAGCAGCCGCAUAUAGGCGGAUAUCCACAACGCCUCUGACUUCGCGGUCAUUGCCGACUUCUCAGAGAUCGUUAUCAUCCUCCGACUCCGCAAGCUCCCCGCUCCUCUUUCUCAGAAGCAACUUCCUCCCGCAGGAUGUUCUCUUCCGAACUACCUCCGUAUACGCCCGUCAAUUCUCCUCCCGCUCGGCGCAGUUUCAACAAGCACAAAAGCAGCCUGAGCCAGAUGUAAACGACCCAAAAUCGCAAACCAAGCAAUCUGCGACAUCGGAGGGCGCGGCGGGAGAGACAGCAGGCGAGCAGGAAAAGGGACAAUCUGGGGAGAAGAAGGCCGGUGAGGAAGAAUCCAGCGAACAGAAGGAGGGUGAGGAGGGCAAAAAAGAGAAGAAGGAUGACAAGCCCCCACCUCCGCCUCACGGUGACAAGACGCCAUGGCAGGUUUUCACGGAAACGCUGAAGACCGAGUUCCAGGCGUCGAAGGAGUGGAACGAGGGUACAAAGCAGUUGUCGGGCAGCGUACACGACUUUACGCAGAACCCUCGUGUCCAGAAGGCUGCCGAAACCUACGGCAAGGUGACGGGUGCGGCUAAGACCACAACCGCCGAAGCUCUGAAGACCACAGGAAAGGCUAUUGGUCAGGGUGCAGCAUGGACGUGGGACACGAUGCCUGUGAAGGGCGUUCGUAAGGUCGCGAAUGUGACUGGAACUGGUCUCGAAUAUGUCACGCGCCCAGUGCGCCAGUCCAAGGCAUUCCAGGCUGUGAAGGAGACCGUGGAUGAUGGUAGCUCGUCAAGAUACGGAGGUUGGGUCGAGAAGGAGGAGCGCAAGAAGCGAAGGGAAUUGAGGGAACUCAACGAACUGCAGAGAACCGGAGGCAAGCCGAUGGAGCCGAUGGAGGAGGAUCCAGAAGCUGGUACCAACGUUACCCUGCACAAGGAUGCCAAAUACAAAGAAAUCUGGCGGGAUUUCAAAGAUAACUCCCCAAUCAUGCGACGAUUCUCAGGCAUGAAAGAUGUGUACAACGAGUCGGAGAACCCUCUCAUCUCGACCGCUCGCAGCAUCACGGACCGAUUCACUGGCUUCUUUGCCGAGAACGAGACCGCCAUGGUCAUUAAAAAGUUCCGCGAAAUGGAGCCUAACUUCCAGCUCGAGCCCUUCCUAACGGAAAUGCGAGAGUACAUACUUCCAGAAGUCCUAGACGCGUAUGUGAAGGGCGACGUCGAGACCCUGAAGCUCUGGCUGUCCGCAGCGCAAUAUCAGGUAUAUGCGGCCCUGAUGCAACAAUACACGACCGCAGGCCUGAAGUCGGACGGCAAGAUUGUCGAUAUCCGUGGCGUUGAUAUCCUGAAUGCCAAGUUGCUAGAACCUGGAGAGAUCCCUGUAUUCAUCCUCACCUGUAGGACGCAAGAAGUGCACACCUACAGGAACAAGAAGACCGGCGAGCUCGCUGCCGGUAUGGACGACAAAGUCCAGCAGGUCACAUAUGCUAUCGGUGUGACCAGGAUACCAGAAGACGUCAGCAACCCUGAGACCAGAGGCUGGAGAUUCAUCGAGCUGCAGAAGAGCGCGAGAGACUACUACUGA
Molecule: messenger RNA, 1659 nt
Organism: Didymosphaeria variabile
Lineage: Eukaryota; Fungi; Ascomycota; Dothideomycetes; Pleosporales; Didymosphaeriaceae
Gene: TIM44
Product: protein translocase subunit
Exons: 2
Coding region: 1-1659 (552 amino acids)
Biological process (GO): protein import into mitochondrial matrix
Cellular component (GO): mitochondrial inner membrane
Molecular function (GO): protein-folding chaperone binding
Source: RefSeq, a predicted model, not a curated record